CGUAAACGCCCAUUGCCACAAACUGGGCACACUGCGCCCAACCAAAAACAGCCACGUCAACUUUUUCCAUCCACCCACUUGAGAAAGAACACGACAGCCCAGAGGAAAACUAGUUGCAAAGGUGACUAAGAAAAUUGCGUGAGACAAAGGCCGAAAAGCCCGAGGCAAUGAAGAGGUGCAAACCUGAAAAGCGUCCGAGAAGCGCAGUCGCAGCCAACGAGACAACAUAAUCAAGUCGCGAAACAGAAAUCAGAUAAAGUUCAGAUCGGAAACAAUGCAAACCUAAUACGGAAGCGCCUCUAACAAGUCGCAACCACAACGCAUUUUAAUACACACAACCUGAACAGCAAUUUUUUCACCAUGGCCCCCACCGCCAAUACAGUUUUGAUAUCCGUACCGCGGACAGUGGGAAUCACAUCAGCCUCGCUGCCCAAGCUUCGACCAGCACCCCUCACGGCUGCCCUUCUGAAGGCUAGCUCAUCGCCCACACCCUCGAGCUCGGGAUACGCUUCGUCCUCAAACAGUGUUAUAGAGGAGGAGACCAUGGCGGCAGCGCCGCCAAAGGCCAAGAAGCGCCGCCUCGACCACUUGACCUGGGAGGAGAAAGUGCAGAGAAAGAAGCUAAAGAACCGGGUGGCAGCACAAACAUCGCGUGACCGCAAAAAGGCCCGCAUGGAAGAAAUGGAAUAUGAGAUCAAAGAACUAACAGACAAGACGGAAAUACUUCAGAACAAGUGCGACAGCCUACAGGCGAUCAAUGAGUCGCUAUUGGCCAAGAAUCACAAACUGGACUCUGAGCUGGAGCUCAUGCGACAGGAACUCGCCGAAUUGAAAGAGCAGCAGCAACAGCUCUCCAAAUCCACCGCCACAACCAUCAUCACCAACACCAGCAACAGCCAAUCCAACGCCAGCAUAGGCGCUGAGGGCUGUGCGUCCACAAACCUUGGAUCCGCAGCAUCCAAUGCUGACUCUGCAGCAGGGUACACAUCAAGUGGACACACAGUCGUCAGCGCGUCUGCUGACGGAGCAGCUGAAGAGCAGCCGGAGCCUGGCUUCUCUCUGGAAGGUUGUGGCCCUCUGCCUUCUCUACAAGACAUGCUUGGCGACGACGAAGAAUUCGACGUCCGGCGUCUCGAAGAGCUGGCCGAAAGUCUGCUCGCAGAUAUCACCGCAGACCUGGAGACAGGCCCUGGAGAGGGCUGCUCAGCUGCUGCCGAAGAUACAGGCAAGCCGGAGCGACUGCCUGGAUCAGUGGUGGGGUCCACAACAGAGCGCCUGGAAUCCAGCGGGCAUAGAGCUGGUGGCUUAGAGAAGGAAGAGGAUACCAACAAAAAGCACAGCCUUAAUGUGCCGGUGUUGGAGUUAAAUGGAAACAAACAGAAAACAGAAGUGCCGGUCCCGACGACAACAACCACAGCCAAGACAGAAACGGCAGCGCCAAUCGCUUCAGUCAUGCAGGGAACUCCGGAUACGGUUUAUGGCACCUACGAUGCCAAGACGAAUUCGAUCACCAUUGUAAUGGACGGCGACGCAGUGCCGGUUAAUGAGGCCGUCAUGGAGAUUUACAGCGACGGUGUCACCGCUGGCGACGACGCCACAGAUGUGGUGAUGAAAUGUCCGCCGCCAGCGACGUCGCCGUCGCAAGUCUAUCUCAAUGUGGUGAAUGCCACGGAAGACUCCGACGACGAGAGCUUCGAGUCUUUUGAACGGUUUCUCUGCCCUCGCGUCAAGGCAAUCUCACCCCUGGCUAAAUCUCCUGCGUUGUCCCUGCACUCAGCGACCUCAGACCACGGCUAUGAGUCCAUACUGGGAUCGCCAUCAUCCACACCACUCACCCUGCCCGUCGACGAGGAAGAUUUCGCGUGGCAGAGCAAUUUUGAUGAGCUAUUCCCAAGUUUGAUUUAGGCCCUGGGCUUGGUGAUCGUUUUUCAAAUUGAAAAUUAUGUUGGCCCAACGUUCGUUCUCUCUGUUUAAUUGUUAAGGUUGGCAGCCGCUUAAAGUUAAGUUACUAGUUAUAGGCUGUAUAGAAUUUCGUCAUCGAAGGCUUUACAUAUGAUAUUCAUUUUAAGCACUAAGUUUAACUGUAUGUUUCCAUUUAUGUUUAACACUUUAUAA
This is a messenger RNA of Drosophila ananassae, 2115 nucleotides long. RefSeq lists its product as uncharacterized. The record is from RefSeq and is a predicted model, not a curated record. NCBI's taxonomy places the organism in Eukaryota, Metazoa, Arthropoda, Insecta, Diptera, Drosophilidae. Gene Ontology annotation, molecular function: DNA-binding transcription factor activity, RNA polymerase II-specific; RNA polymerase II transcription regulatory region sequence-specific DNA binding. Gene Ontology annotation, cellular component: nucleus.